CUGCGUCUCAUGUUUGUCUACAACUAUGAUGCUAGAAAAGCACUCCUUUGGGUAGUGAAUCGAUGUUACUUGGUUUUGAGGUGGCUGCCUGCUUUUGAACGUUAAAAUUACUUAAGCAAUUCUGCUGCUGCUUGUCGGGGCUGACAGUGACCCCACCAAGCCCAGGAACCUUCAAGCUCAAGCUUGACCUAAGCUGCUUCCCUGUAGCGGUGCACAGACUUCCAAGCACUUAACGCGACCGCGUUCUGCUUUUUGGAGCUUCAAACACGCCGGCGGGACAAGCUUGCUCACUUCCUCAAGAACCCAUCACCUUUGAUCCGUUGGAAGCACACCAGCGCUGCUUUGCGUCAAGAAGUUCAAUCUAAGUACUUCUUACCCACCCAGUUCGCUUCUUCAUUGAAUCCUCUUUCACGACUUCCUCAUCUGCACCUUCCCUUCAUCCUUCAUCGAUUCCAGGCUGUCCCUCAGCAUGGCUCCUGCCCAAGCUGCUGACGACAUGGAGAUGGAACUUCAAGUAGAGGACGCCGACGAGGAGCAGAGACUCAUCAAUGAAGAGUACAAGACAUGGAAGAAGAACUCCCCCUUCCUCUAUGACAUGAUACUGAGCACUGCUCUGCCCUGGCCCACCUUGACUGUGCAGUGGUUUCCCGACGUGAAGGAGCCCGAGGGCAAGAACUGUCGCAUUCACCGAGUCCUCAUUGGCACACACACCUCUGAUGAGAAGCCCAACUAUGUUCAAAUUGCCGAAGUUGAGAUCCCCACUAAGGUCCGAGCCAACCCCCGCGAUUACGACGAGGAGCGGGGAGAGAUUGGGGGCCAUGGCAAGACCGAAACCUCGGCCAUGAAGUUCAAUGUCGUCCAGAGAAUCGACCAUCCUAGCGAGGUGAACAAGGCGCGCUAUUGCCCGCAAAACCCAGACCUCAUCGCCACUCUUGCGGUAGACGGACGAAUCUUGAUUUUUGAUCGCACCAAACAUAGUGUGAACCCCAAUGGGAAGGUGGAGCCUCAGAUUGAGCUUGUGGGCCACGACCGCGAAGGCUUUGGGCUGAGCUGGAAUCCUCAUGUGGAAGGAUCGCUGGCAUCUGGAAGUGAGGACAAGACUGUUUGUCUCUGGGACCUCAAGUCUCUUGAGGGCGGGAGGACUGUUCUGAAUCCAUAUCGCCGAUACACCCACCACACGAACAUCGUCAACGAUGUCCAAUAUCAUCCGAUUUCCAAGAACUUUAUCGGAAGUGUAUCUGACGACUUGACCCUGCAAAUCCUUGACGUGCGACAGGACGUAUUCUCCCAGGCGUCACUGGUAGCCAAGCACGGACACAGCGACGCCAUCAACGCUCUGGCAUUCAAUCCCUCAACCGAGGUCAUCGUGGCAACCGCAUCUGCCGACAAGACCAUUGGCAUUUGGGAUUUACGGAACGUCAAGGAGAAGGUGCACACCUUGGAGGGCCAUCAAGAUGCUGUCACUUCUAUCGCCUGGCAUCCCCACGAGGCUGGCAUUCUCGGCAGCGCUAGUUAUGACCGCAGAAUGAUUUACUGGGACUUGAGCAGAGUCGGAGAUGAGCAACAACCCGAGGACCAAGAAGACGGUCCCCCUGAGCUGCUGUUCAUGCACGGGGGUCACACCAACCAUCUGACUGAGUUCAGCUGGAAUCUGAAUGAUCCCUGGCUCGUUUCCAGCGCCGCUGAGGACAACGUUCUACAAGUGUGGAAGGUUGCCGAAUCCAUCGUUGGCAGAGAUGAAGGAGACAUUGCACUCGACGAGAUGGGCAGGUAAAGAGGAGGCAUCAAUUGCUGCUUUAAUCCGGCGCAUUGUACUGGUUCAAGACUUUACUGACGUUAGCUGAUUUUCAGAGUUACUGGACGGGAAAAGACAAAAAGAAGAAGAAGCCGAUCAGAUUCCUCCGCGAAUUGAUGAAUGAGCGAGAAUUUCAGGCCUUUGCCGGUGGCUAUGUUCCUGCUCCCAGAGAGGCGCUGGCAGAGCUUCGUCGCCCGAACGUGUAAAUAGAUACCCUUGUCGCGUUGGAUUCCGGUCGAGCUGCAAGUGAGUUCUGGACUGGCUCUUCCUGGGAUUGGAAAGACCAUGGCAUUGGUCUCCCAUACCCUACACGUGAGCUGCCUUUGAUGACAAAUGAGACAUACUCUAUCUGAGAAUAAAUUCCUGCAUCCAUUGUCUGGUUUCACGG
This is a messenger RNA of Pseudomassariella vexata, 2183 nucleotides long. Its product is annotated as WD40-repeat-containing domain protein. The record is from RefSeq and is a predicted model, not a curated record. The coding region runs from base 470 to 1774 and encodes 434 amino acids. Gene Ontology annotation, biological process: regulation of gene expression. Gene Ontology annotation, cellular component: cytoplasm; nucleus; Rpd3L-Expanded complex. The transcript is spliced from 6 exons. Lineage: Eukaryota; Fungi; Ascomycota; Sordariomycetes; Amphisphaeriales; Pseudomassariaceae. Gene Ontology annotation, molecular function: histone binding.